This is a messenger RNA of Thlaspi arvense, 1204 nucleotides long. Lineage: Eukaryota; Viridiplantae; Streptophyta; Magnoliopsida; Brassicales; Brassicaceae. The record is from the annotation of a GenBank genome assembly.
GGUGCAUGCGCAUGUCACAAAUGCAAAAGAGACACGUGUCUCCCUCUAUUAUUUGUCGUUUUCACCUGACAACUCAGUUCUUCUUCCCUCUUUGUUGUCUUCUCUGCCCCCAUAAAGAUCCAAAAUUCCUUAAAUGCUAAAACCCAAAGAGUGAGAGAGAGAGAGAGAAAGAGAUUUACAAAGGAGUAUAAACCCUAAAAAAGUGCUUUUGAAAUCCAGAAAUCUUCUCUCCGCCACUGAAUAAUCAUGGUUGUUCCUCUUAGUUCUGUCCCUCCAUCUCGCAAUGGGUUUUACGCAAUCAACAACCAGUUUCUGGCGAAUGGGCCAAAAGGGUUCACGGAGUUCAAGAUGCUUGAGAACGAGGACAUGUACAUUCGCAUGGACUUUCCCGGUGUUCCGGAAAAAGGCGUGAGGGUUAUGGUUGAUCCGACGAAGAAAGCUGUGUCUAUCUGCGCCGACGCACCAAUGGAGCACGAACACGACUCAUCUCAUCGGAACUACGGCUCCACUACAGGGCUCGCCUGCAAAUGCUGCGAAAUCUCCGCCGUCUUCGCCCACAUGUCCGACGGUGUUCUCAGGCUUCUUCUCACCAAGAAACAUAGCACUAAGCAAAUCCCUUCCUGCAUCUCGUUUCUUGCUAGCCCAGAUUCCGAAGAAGGUCGCUAUGGCACGGGUCCUCAAAAAUUUCCCCAUGGCACGGAUCCUCAUGAGCCGGCGUUAACGGGUCGGGUAUUGCAGCCACACCCAUGCGUGAACCAAGGACCGGAUUUGGCUUACGAGUCAAAGCAGCUCGAAAACGGCAGCCUCUACGUGCGUGUGGACAUGCCAGGCGUUCCCAAAGACAGGUUCACUGUCUCCGGUACGAAUGGGAUAGUGAUGGUGACUGGUGAAGCUCCUGCGGUUAGCCACGACUCUGGUGGUCGAUUCUACUCUGGUGACGUGGCUAUGCUAGCCUCUCCUAUCGACAUUCCCAGCCAUCGGAUCAAAACCAUCGCCAAGAACGGUGUGAUUCGUUUGAUCAUCCCUCCCUUUUAGUUUGGUGAUAAAAUGAUUUGAAAAACAAUGUUUAGGUUUCUUAAUAUCAUCUUGUGGACUUCUUGAUUGUGUCUUUUUUGUGUUGUUAUCGACUUUGGAUGUGUUCCAAUUCCAAAAGGACACGUAACUUAUUUUGUCUAAUAUUUAGGGGAGGUUUUCAGACUAUUAA